CUGCUCUUCUUCUUCUCCCCUGCACCGAACAAGAGCCCUAGUCACCGACACACCACCCACUUGAAAAAAAGGGUAAAAGAGCUUGAUUUUUCCCUUCUUUUCUUGUUCAACAACAAGAUUUAGAGCUUAGAAACCUCCCCCCUGCCGAAAUUUCCAGAUCUGCUCUGCUCUGUUCCUUCCGUCUGUUGCUCUUGCUUUGUGGGUGUGAUUUUUCUGGUUUCUGGUAAGGGAAACAGCCACUAAUUCCUAUUUUCUCCUUUGAUUUGGCUUGGAUUUACUCUAAUUUCUUUUGGUUUCUCCCAAUUUUUGGUAAAUCCCGAAAAUUUCCCCUGCACUUCCGUCGACUUCCCCCAACUUGCAGCUCUGGUUUGCUUGCUGAAAUUCUGGAAGUGAGACCCGAGACACAGUUAACUAGGGGAGUGACGAGCUAGAAGGCUAAUCAAUAUUUGGAUUUAGAUCCUUUUUGGACUUAGGCAGUUAGCCACACAUGCUUGAUAUAGACGUGAACUGAUAAAUCAUUUUUUGUAUACUGAGUUUCCCUUGGUUAUAGCCAUGACCAUUUUAUAUGUUGACUCAAUGUACUCUAAGAGGGGGGUGAAUUGGAAUUCUAAAAAUUUUUCCCUUUUUGCAACCACAAAACCAAAAAUAAAGAGAGACGCAAAGCUCGAGUUGCAAGAUUGUCAGGAGAGUUGGCUUAACUUCCUAGAGCCGACUCUCUACAGCUGGCUCACCACUUUUGUAGCCGGCUUUGCGGGAUUUUGCAGAUUCUGUUUUCUCCAUAGAGCCGGCUCCAAAACGCAAAGCCAACUUUGCAGGUUUCCUGCACAUUUUGUUUUCUUCCACAUUCGGCUGCAAAGCCUAGAGCCGACUUUGCCGGCUGCAAAGUUAGAGCCGGCUCUGCGUCUUUUCUCCAUGCGUGCCAAACAACGGACCUUUAAAUCUUUACUGGUAGAGCCGGCUCUUUGCACUUCCAUUUCACCAGAGCCGGCUGCAGCUUUCAAGAGCUGGCUCUCUGCACAUACCCAAGCCUUUCUGGUCCAUUUUUAAGUGCAGUCCAAGUUUACUUGCAAUCUUUUAGCAACUUAACUAUACACUUAAAUAAACCAAUUAGUCACUCAAAUGUGUUUUGUAAUUAUCAAAAUCAUAGGUACAACAUUAUAAACUUUUGUACAUUUG
Molecule: messenger RNA, 1176 nt
Organism: Rubroshorea leprosula
Lineage: Eukaryota; Viridiplantae; Streptophyta; Magnoliopsida; Malvales; Dipterocarpaceae
Source: the annotation of a GenBank genome assembly